AAAACUUUCAAGUUUAUAAAGAACUCUUCAAAUAAUCCUAAGGUUCCAAGUAUAAGGAAUGUUACACAAGACUUUGAUAUUCUGGAAAUAACUUUUAGACAAGCCAUUAAGAGUGAUGGUCCUUCUAACUGUUCAGAUCCCAAUAAAGUUCUAACAGACCACAAAGAAUAG
Molecule: messenger RNA, 171 nt
Organism: Cetraspora pellucida
Lineage: Eukaryota; Fungi; Glomeromycota; Glomeromycetes; Diversisporales; Gigasporaceae
Source: the annotation of a GenBank genome assembly